UUGGCGGUCCCGUGCACUUUAGGUGGAUGUAUCCCAUUGAACGUUCGAUGGGAGUUUAUAAACAAUAUGUAAGAAAUCGUGCACGUCCUGAAGGUUCAAUCGCAGAAGCUUACGUGGUGAACGAGGCUUUAACCUUUUGCUCAAUGUACCUGCGGGGGGUUGAGACUCGAUUCAAUCGACCUGAGAGGAAUGACGAUCGCGUUGAAUCCCAACCAAAUCGGGAAUAUUCUAUUUAUAAGGCUGUUGGUCGUCCAUUUGGUAAGAAAUCAAAUAUGCUCCUCAAUCCGCAGUUAAAGCAAAAGGCUGAGUGGUAUAUCUUGAACAAUUGUGCCGAAAUUAAGGAGUACCUUAGUGAGCAUAUGGAUGAAUUAAGAAGACGGGGGGGCUUGAAUCUUGAAGUUCAACAAAAAACUGAUUUUCCUCAGUGGUUCAAAGAAAGAGUGAACGGUUUGCAUGAGUCAACACCUACUGAAGUGAAUAAUGAAUUGUAUGCUCUCGCAAACAAAUCAAGCGGCACCGUGUAUUCAUAUCCAGGGAUGAUAGUGAAUGGUGUGAAAUUUGUGACUCGUGGUCGUGAUAUGAAGCUUAAAACACAAAAUUGCGGUGUAAUGGUGCCAAGUGAGGAAGGAGUGAACUACUAUGGAAUAUGCUAUUUGUCUUUGACGGAUAUGGUGUUUGUUUACAAUUUGCAAUUUUUUCUACUUUGUUUUUUGUUGUUGGAUUGUGAUUAUCAGCUAACCCGAAAAGUGGUCCAAAACGUUCACCUAUCCAGUGGAAGCUUGUUAGGAGUUUCACGUGGAGGACCAGGCAUAAGUGAAAUUGUGGACAGCAUGGAGGAAAGAGGAAUCAACAUGCUUUUUGUGCUGGGUGGGAACGGAACUCAUGCUGGGGCAAAUGUAAUUCACAAAGAGUGCUGUAGAAGAGGGGUAAAGGUAGCUGUUGUUGGGGUCCCCAAAACUAUAGACAAUGAUAUUUUGCUGAUGGACAAAACUUUUGGGUUUGACACUGCUGUUGAGGAAGCACAACGAGCCAUUAAUUCAGCUUACAUCGAGGCACAUAGUGCAUACCAUGGUAUAGGAAUUGUAAAGUUGAUGGGUCGUAGCAGUGGAUUUAUUGCUUUGCAUGCAUCCUUGGCUAGUGGACAAUUCGAUAUAUGCUUGAUACCAGAGGUACCUUUCCAUUUACAUGGUCCUUAUGGUGUUUUGCGGCAUCUGAAAUACCUCAUUGAGACAAAAGGAUCAGCAGUGGUCUGUGUUGCUGAGGGAGCAGGGCAGGUUAGUCAUAGUAUAACAUCAGUUUUUCACUAGUUGAAACAUGAUCAACUGAUUGGAACUAGUAUAUUUUUUUUCCUUCUGGAUCUAAAUAUUAUGA
Humulus lupulus (European hop) is the source of this 1371-nucleotide messenger RNA. RefSeq names its product ATP-dependent 6-phosphofructokinase 5, chloroplastic-like. The record is from RefSeq and is a predicted model, not a curated record. Gene Ontology annotation, biological process: fructose 6-phosphate metabolic process; glycolytic process. The transcript is spliced from 9 exons. The coding region runs from base 27 to 1307 and encodes 426 amino acids. Gene Ontology annotation, molecular function: 6-phosphofructokinase activity. NCBI's taxonomy places the organism in Eukaryota, Viridiplantae, Streptophyta, Magnoliopsida, Rosales, Cannabaceae. Gene Ontology annotation, cellular component: cytoplasm.